CGUCCACACAUCUUCACUGAUUUGGUGUCGCGUUUAUUUCCUAGCACCCAACCCAAAUCGAUACUUAAUAAUAACUCGGGUCUUUGCGGGGAAGCUCGAUUCUGUUCGUUCCUUUCAGUUUCUUUACACUUGCUGGGCGGCUGUCUCGUUUUUUCUAUCUCGGUCUCUCUCUCUCUCUCUGUUAUACGGUUGAGAGCACCCAAUAAUCAGGUUCUCCGGAGAGUUUUGUCCAAGUCCUUUCGAGUUGUGUUUUGCUCCUCAGCAUUGCAUAAAUCUCAAAGGCAGACUUGAGACCAAGGUCAAGACAAAGUGAAAAAGACUUCCAUUGGCCACCAGAAACGGACCGGCCUGGAAAGACAUGCGCUCAUGUCCACCACAACAUACUCAGUAACCAUGACAGAGUUGAAGGAGCCGGCGCACACUAGCAUGUGGGCUCCGAACUACGGCAGUCCUGUUCACAUGGCCGCACCCAGCCGGUUCGGACACCACGGCGUCGACUCCAGCAGCAUGCCCAACCCCGCUGCUGCCGCCGCUGCUCACCUUCAGCACCAGCCUCCGCACCACCACCCCGCCGCGCGCCCGAGGAACCCCAGCGUCGACGGCCAUGGCUACCCGUAUGCCCGCUACUCGCAGGAGGAGGCGGACGCCUACGACAGGCAGCAGCACCACCAAACCCACCCGCACUCGGCACACCCGGCUCUGUCGACUCACCACAGCUUCCCUAACCUGAAGAGGCCAUACUCGCACACGGAGCAGCCUUACACAGAGAUGGUCCAGGAUCUCCGGGCGGACGACGGAUCGAAAAUGGGCGGCCACCAGGAUCAGAAACUCCUCUCCUUCAAGAAGGUGCAAGACAAGGUCACGGUUGUCGAUGCGCAUGGCCGCAUACAACAGUUGGAAAUGACUGCCCAGCUACAUGGCAUGUUCUUCCUCUCAGAGGGACCGACCAGCUCCCCUGACGGUACCAUCAUGCAGCCCGAGCUUACUUGCUACCGCCGAAACCUUUUCCAAAUCAGCGGUUCCCUCACCACCCCCAAGAGCCAGCUCUCUGUCGUUGUCGAGAACGGGGAGCCUGUGCCCGUCAGCAGCACUGAGGUUACCGUUUCUGCCAUUGAAUCAGUAGAUGGCCACCCUAUCCGCCUGAUCGUUAUUCCUUGGAAGACUCCUCCACCAAACUCGCCCGAGCAGAACCCGGGACCAGACUCGGAGCCUGCACCACUCCCGCUCAUCCCUUGCCAGGACGAUGGGCACCCGGAUUCGGACGCAGAAUUCGCUGUCUACCCGAUCGGUUGGAGGCGACUUCAGUUCAGGGUCGCAACGGCCAACAACGGAAGGAGAAAGGAGCUUCAGCAGCACUUCAUUCUGCACCUGAAGGUGAUGGGGACUCUCACAAACGGAGACAAGGUAGUCAUGGCUGAAGCCACAACAGCACCCAUUGUUGUUCGCGGCAGGAGUCCACGAAACUUCCAGACACGCAAGGAGAUUCCCCUCCUUGGUUCGAGUGCAGGAUCUCGAGGUCAGGCUCUUGUUGAGACGGGAGUUGGUAUGGUCACAGGAGCCAUGUCUAUCAAGGCGCAAGACAAGGCAAGGUCACUUAACUUGGAAAUACCACGGUCAGCUUUCACAUUCAGCGCCGGAGGGCCCAAGAUGCCACCCAGCCCGAUGACCAUGCGGUCCAACUCCUACCCCAACUCAUGGAACUCCCCCCAAGUCCAAUCAGCCCCCGGUGGCUACCCGGCGACGUCCAUGUCAGCCGACCCUUACUCUCAGAAGCUCCAGCUCAACACAUCAAACAGCUACAGCGCCGAGCCCGCUGAGCUGACACCGCAAACAUCGAUGCCUGCCAUGCAGAUGCCCCUUGCAGCACCAGCUCACCAGCAACCUCCGAUCCGAACCCAGUAUGCCUAUGUGCCCUCGGGAAGCGCACCACCUCCCCAGCUUUCGAUACAAACCACAUCGACAGACGGCCUGAGCGUGCCGCGAUACGUCGACAGCAACCCUAGGCCAACCAAGAGCCCGCGCCACGCUAGCCACCAGUCGGUGGGCUCCAUCACCAACACCGAGUCAUCGCCCGAGUACCGCUACGGACCUCCCGCGCCUUAUGGAAUGCACAGCGCCGGAACCGACAUCAGCCCACACUCGCAGCAGCCCCCUACCCCUUACGGUGCCGCACCGCCCGUGUCCUCCGGGCCAUCCAUGGCGCAGAGCACCUCGUCGGCGGGCGUCAACUCGGUCUACACUCCUACCACCGGACCUCCCAGCGCCAGCGCUCACGGCGAUUCAAACCCUCAAUCUUCCACGGCGAUGAACCCUCCGCCGAGGGACUACUUUCCUUCUUCAAGUUCGUGGACCACCACGGCCGGUGAGACGCCUUCCUCUACCUCCUACACCAACGGCAGCGAUGCUAGCCGGCCGUAUGUGUAUUCGGACUACAACAAGGUCGGCGGUCAGGCGCACUCGUCUGUCAAGAGCGAAACCCACACCCAGCCUCAGCCGUCCCCGCAACCUCAUUCUCAGUACGGAAACCCGCCUACCUCUGUGUAUCCUCCACCUUCACACAGGGGGUCUGUCGACGGCAUAAGCCACUACUCGUGGAACGCCACCAACUGAGCGAAAGAGAAAAACAACAAAACCUUUGAUCUUGAUCACAAAUGAUACCUUAAUCUUUUGCCUUGUCUGGCAAACUGUACAAUUACUCCCUUUCUUAUAUUUGACAUGCGCACUGCAUUCUGCUUGCCUUGCAUUGUUUGCGUACGCCCUUCGUUUUAACUCAUACUUGCCGAUAAUCUCGAGCUUGCGAUCGUCUCUACCUUUUUACACACAUACUAUUCUUUUUUUUUUCUUCUAGUAACUCAUGAUGGAUUGGAGUUUGGUCUUUUAAUUGUUUAUCACGCGCGUCAGUUGCCCCGGCACCGGAUUUCCUCUAUUACGUGCGAUUUCUCAUCUUGGCCUCUUUCUCUUCUUCUCGAACUAUAUAUUACGUUCCAAGCUCUGUACCAAAUGACGGCGUGAACGGAGGUGGUGAUUCUUUCUUUUUUCUGUUAUAGGGCUUUACACAGGGGGGAAAGGGGGGUUUGGUAACAUCAAACAAAGACACUUUUUUCAGUCGAUGAGGACAAAUGGAAAAGGUUCAACGAGAUGUUUCUUACUGUGCUUUCUACACGUUUUCCUUAUACCCAUGGGGGUUUGGGCCCUUCAAGAAUGGUGCUAGAUAGGUGUGCGGCCCUUGUGAAUUUGGAAGAAGGAUAUUUUGUAACCGUCUCUAUUAGGUAGAAAGGUGUUAUAAAACACUAGCCUUCAUACUUGGAAUCGCCCUCGUGAAGAUUGCUUAAUUCAUUUACGACUUGAAAGCUAUUUCCUCAUAGCUCAUUGCAAUUCGGUAGUGUUGAUGUCCAUCAGAACGGCUGAGAAGGUCAGCAAGACUAAG
Messenger RNA from Pyricularia oryzae 70-15, 3427 nucleotides. RefSeq lists its product as uncharacterized. The record is from RefSeq and is a predicted model, not a curated record. The transcript is spliced from 3 exons. Gene Ontology annotation, cellular component: nuclear chromosome. The coding region runs from base 367 to 2610 and encodes 747 amino acids. NCBI's taxonomy places the organism in Eukaryota, Fungi, Ascomycota, Sordariomycetes, Magnaporthales, Pyriculariaceae. Gene Ontology annotation, molecular function: DNA-binding transcription factor activity; DNA binding. Gene Ontology annotation, biological process: meiotic cell cycle; positive regulation of transcription by RNA polymerase II.